AUGUCUCGGCCCGCCGUCUCGGAGAAGGAGACUGUCAGCGCUCGCCAGAGAACAAACUCCUCUCUGCCAGAAACCUCGGGGUCGCUUUCAAAGCUCGAGGCACCCACAGUCCUGGUCUCGGAAUUAUCACCAGCAGCUGCAACAACUGAAGCAGCAUCAAGCCCUGAAAACCCUGAGGAGCCACAGACAGACAGUAGCUGGGCCGCUUGGCGUGUGCUUUGCGGUACGAUUCUGGUCCAGGGCGUUCUUUUCGCCUUCCCACUCACCUUUGGAGUCUUCCAAGACUAUUUCGGACGACAUGCCGGAUUCGAGCACACUAAGAUGUCGGUCUGGAUCGGCGUGCUGUCAACGGGUGUGCCAUUCAUGGGCGCGCCGUUUCUAACGAUACUUUGCGAGACCUAUCCAAGGUUCAAAUGCAGAUACUAUGUCAUUCUCGGCUGGUCUCUGUGCGUCUGUAGUCUGGUCAGCGCCGCCUUCACCAAGUCCCUGGUCGCUCUAGCCUGGACUCAAGGAGCGUUCUAUGGUGCUGGCUUGUUGAUCCUGGAUGUUCCUGCGCUUCUCAUACUCAACACCUGGUUCGUCAGACGUCGUGGCCUGGCAUAUGGACUGCUUUUCGGCGCCACUGACUUGAUUGGCUUUGGGGCAACUAUUCUGGCCGAAUGGCUUCUAGCCAAGCACACUCUCCGUGGCGCUCUGCUCACGUUUGCGACUAGUAUCUUUGUCAUCUGUGGGCCAGCCAUCUGGCUGCUCAAGUCACGAUUACCGAUGGACGCUCCUGCCUCCAAUGCAGCAGUCAACCACGAGAACGAAAAGGGCAAACCUCUCUCUGCGCAGGACAGCGCUGUGGAUGCGCUGUCCCACCAAAUCGAAGAACAGCUUUCAACCUCCUCGUCGCCCGUUCGAUACUACCGCCGACCGAUAUUCUACAUCUUCACCCUGGCCAACCUUCUCCACUCAUUGGCCUACUACCUCCCAUUCAUCUAUCUCCCGGCAUACACGACAAGUCUGGGGUAUGCUCCAACUCGUGGCGCAUUUCUUCUUGCCGCCGCAAACUUUGCCCAAAUUUUCGGCGAAGUGGGCUUCGGCAAGCUUUCCGACUAUGUCAACGUUCAUUGCCUCAUUCUGGUUUGCUCUCUUGGCUCCUCUGUUGCGGUACUAGGACUGUGGGGCUUCGCUCAGUCCCUCGUCCGCUUAUCCUGGUUUGCCUUGAUCUACGGCACCUUCGGCAGCGGCCUGAUCUCCCUAUGGGCUCGUAUGGGCACGUUCUUCGGUCAGGAUGACGCACAGAUGAUAUUCAGCGUUCUGUCUUUCGGUCGCGGGCUCGGAGUUGUCCUCUCUGGAGCCAUCAGUCCCGCUCUGCUUACCGCUGCCGCUUCCCGUACGCGUGCACAGGGCGCUUACGUGACGUACGGCAAUGGUCAGUAUCUUGGGAUUGUUGUCUUUGUAGGCACUACAAUGGCUGUCAGCGCUCUCAUAGGCGCUGUGGGUUUAAUUUGGGGAUGGCGACGAGGAGAGCUUGGUUCUCCACGAGAGAAGAAGGACAAGAAGGAGGAGUCACAAAGCGCAGUGCUUUGA
Messenger RNA from Cyphellophora attinorum, 1575 nucleotides. Its product is annotated as Monocarboxylate transporter 12-B. The record is from RefSeq and is a predicted model, not a curated record. NCBI's taxonomy places the organism in Eukaryota, Fungi, Ascomycota, Eurotiomycetes, Chaetothyriales, Cyphellophoraceae. The transcript has a single exon. Bases 1 to 1575 code for a protein of 524 amino acids. Gene Ontology annotation, biological process: transmembrane transport. Gene Ontology annotation, cellular component: fungal-type vacuole membrane. Gene Ontology annotation, molecular function: transmembrane transporter activity.